AUGCCGAAUCCCAUCCGCGAAGACAUCACUACCCGGGAUGAUACAUCCUUCCCCUAUAUUUUCGAGCAAAAUGUCACCAUUGCUCUGAAAGAUAAAUCGGGCCUUGUCCGAUGCAACGUCUACCGGCCCAAGGAGCUGGAGAAAGCCCCGGUGCUAGUCACCUACGGGCCCUACGGCAAAGACAUUCCGUACUCGGACUUUCAUCCGAAGUCAUACAGCGAAGUCAACCCUGAGCACCACUCUGCCCAUUCAGCCUGGGAAACUCCCGACCCUGCCUUCUGGACUAAGCAUGGCUAUGCUGUUGUCCGGGCGGAUGAGCGAGGCACUGGCCAGUCCCGCGGAAAGCUGGACACCAUGUCCCGUGAAACAAGCGAGGCUUUCUUUGAUGUGGUCGAAUGGGCAGCCGAACAGCCGUGGUCCACUGGUAAGGUAGGACUGCUUGGAAUUAGUUACUAUGCUGGAAGUCAGUGGAGGGUCAGUGCGCGGCAACCCAAGGGCCUGUCGUGUAUCAUCCCGUGGGAGGGCAUGUCCGACUACUACCGCGAUCGCUGCCGACACGGAGGCAUCCUUUCGAACGCUUUCAUCAAGUUCUGGUGGGACCGCCAGGUAGUCUCUAAUCAGUACGGUCGGCCUGGUCGUGCCGCUCGCAACUGGGGCCCCGAUACCAUCGAAGGAGAUCUUCCCGAGGAAGAGUUGGAAGCAAAUCGUCAGGACCAGACGAUCGACAAUGUCAACAACCGAUUCCGGGAUGAUUUAUACUAUGCCAGUAAAGAGUACACAAUGUCCGACAUUCAGGUGCCUCUUCUGUCUGUCGCCAACUGGGGUGGAAUUCUGCUGCACUUGCGGGGUAACGUGGAAGGCUGGACUCAAGCAGGCAGCGAGCUGAAGUACCUGCGCUUCAUCACCGGUCGCCACGAUCUGCCAUUCUACUAUUCAGAAGAAGUAGAAAUUCAGCGCAGCUUCUUAGACGCCUUCCUCAAGGGCGAGGAUCGCGCCGGAUGGUCCACCGGAACAGCCCCGAAGGUUGAUCUAGUACUCCGCAAAGGAGACGUCGGAUUCAACAACGCUGAAGCAGAGAAGCAAUUCCCUCGCCGCACUGAAAAUGAAUGGCCCAUUGCCCGCACCCAAUACACGCGAUACUAUUUGACUUCCAAGCAAGAGUUGGUCACCACAGCUCCGCAGGAGCACCCGGUCAAGAUCACUUAUCGUGCUCUUGGUGAUCUGGAGAACCCACAGCUGGUGCAGUUUACCACUCCACCUUUUGAAAGCGAAACAGAAAUCACCGGGCACAUUGUCGCGCAUCUCAAUGUGUCAAUGAGUCCUCAGCCAGGCUCUCCCACUCCGCAAGACAUCGACCUUUUCGUCACGCUGCGGUACAUUUCGCCCGAGGGCAAGGAGGUGUUCUAUACUGGCACGGCGGGAGACCCAGUUCCUCUUUGCAAGGGUUGGCAGCGUGUCAGUCUGCGUAAGACUGACCCGGAUCACCCUCGCCACCGUCCCUGGCUCCCUCAUCGCAAUUAUUACUCCACGGACGUGCUUCCCGUCAUCCCGGGAGAGGUCUACCCGGUCGAUGUGGAGGUGUGGCCGACCAACGUAGUAGUCGAGAAGGGAGGAAAGAUCAUCCUGGAGGUCGCAUCGGGCGACACACAGGGAUGUGGAAUAUUCCAGCAUAAUUCUCCUGUAGACCGAACCUCAGUUCAUCAUACCAAAUCAACAUCUUACACUACCAAUCAAUUUCCCACCCCAAAAAAUACACUAAACACCACCAAAAUGACCAAAACCACCACCAAAAACAUCCGCCCCCUAAACCGCUACAUCACGACCCACGACCCGACCACCAAAAAAGCCAUAUUCUCAACCACACUCUCCGAAACCAUGCCGGUGCAACAAAUCCAAGACUCCGCCAACGCUCAAUUCUCUCUCGCCUACACCACCGACUCCUUCCCCGCCGAUCUCGCCGAUGAGGCUGACAUCCCCGCCUACGCCUCCUACCUCACCAACCCCCCGGGAAUCACUAUCUCCACGGGCUCGGUGUGUCGCAUUGUGGAUAUGCCGCCCCAUGCAUUGAGUCCGAUGCAUCGCACCGUGUCGGUGGAUUAUGGGGUUGUGUUGGAGGGGGAGGUUGAGCUGGUGUUGGACUCGGGCGAGACGAGGUUGCUUAAGAGGGGGGAUGUGGCGGUGCAGAGGGGCACGAAUCAUGCUUGGAGGAAUGUUACCCCUGAUGGAGAGGGUGGGGAGGGGAUGUGGGCUAGGAUGUUGUAUGUGCUUAUGCCGGCGAAGGGGUUGGAGUUGGGGGAGGAUUUGGGCGGCAUUCAGGUUAGGGAUAGUACUUAA
Molecule: messenger RNA, 2334 nt
Organism: Aspergillus welwitschiae
Lineage: Eukaryota; Fungi; Ascomycota; Eurotiomycetes; Eurotiales; Aspergillaceae
Product: alpha/beta-hydrolase
Exons: 3
Coding region: 1-2334 (777 amino acids)
Molecular function (GO): dipeptidyl-peptidase activity
Source: RefSeq, a predicted model, not a curated record